This is a messenger RNA of Olea europaea var. sylvestris, 548 nucleotides long. Its product is annotated as ubiquitin receptor RAD23c-like. Gene Ontology annotation, molecular function: proteasome binding; ubiquitin binding; polyubiquitin modification-dependent protein binding. The coding region runs from base 16 to 492 and encodes 158 amino acids. The transcript has 3 exons. The record is from RefSeq and is a predicted model, not a curated record. NCBI's taxonomy places the organism in Eukaryota, Viridiplantae, Streptophyta, Magnoliopsida, Lamiales, Oleaceae. Gene Ontology annotation, biological process: proteasome-mediated ubiquitin-dependent protein catabolic process. Gene Ontology annotation, cellular component: cytosol; nucleoplasm.
UUUUUAAUUCUAAUCAUGCUGUUAAAAUUAUUGUGGAAUGGGAUAUAUCUAAAAGUGUUCCCCUCCUUGUUGGCUAAACAGAUGAGUGCUCCACCUCCUACUACUCCAGCAUCGGCUACUUCUCAAGUUCCUGUAACGACGCCGGCACCUGUUCCCAUUCCCCCUCCAGCUCCAGCUGGCACUGCCGUGUCAGAUGUAUAUGACCAAGCUGCAUCUAGUCUCGUUGCUGGCAACAACCUAGAUGGAGCGGUCCAGCAGAUUCUUGAUAUGGGUGGGGGAACUUGGGACAGAGAGACAGUUGUCCGAGCUCUUCGUGCCGCUUUCAACAAUCCAGAGAGAGCAGUUGAAUAUUUGUACUCAGUGAGUGUGUCAAAUUUCUAUCUCUAUGUGCAUACAAAUCUUUCUUUGAUGCUUUUUAUAAUAAUGAGAUCUAGGUCAAAUAGAGAAGUACUAAAUCAGAUAUUUUAUUCGUUUGUUUACAAUAUGUUUUAAGCACUUAAUCGACUGCAUGUUGUACUGUCUUGAGUCGCUAAAUCUGCAAUAUAAUG